Molecule: messenger RNA, 1227 nt
Organism: Exophiala bonariae
Lineage: Eukaryota; Fungi; Ascomycota; Eurotiomycetes; Chaetothyriales; Herpotrichiellaceae
Exons: 1
Coding region: 1-1227 (408 amino acids)
Biological process (GO): polyamine catabolic process
Molecular function (GO): aldehyde dehydrogenase (NAD+) activity
Source: RefSeq, a predicted model, not a curated record
AUGCCGGAUACUCAGAUAAAUUACAUGGCCAAGGUUGGUGCUUAUCUCCCCAGAAUGCCCGUCCGAGUUAACUCAAACCUGCCCACAGUCAUUGAGCCGGGACCGGGCAAGUUUGCCUACACCCGGCGUGAGCCCUUUGGUGUUUGUGCUCUUGUCAUUCCCUGGAACUUUCCUUUGGUCAACGUGGUCUGGAAACUGGCGCCUGCUGUAGCAGCUGGCAACACGGUAGUGAUUAAGGUUGCAGAACAGACACCACUAUCUGCUCUGUAUUUCGCAAAUUUAAUCAAGGAAGCAGGAUUCCCGCCAGGCGUCGUUAAUAUCAUUAACGGCCUGGGUUCCGCGGCAGGGUCCGCCCUCGUCGAACAUCCGGAAAUCAAUCUAAUCUCUUUCACAGGUUCGACUGGUACGGGAAAGCUAAUCAUGAAACAAGCCGCCUCGACUAUGAAGCACGUUGUUCUGGAAGCCGGAGGGAAGUCGCCUAUGAUAGUUUUCAAUGACGCCGACCUCGAACAAGCAACUCGAUGGGCACAUGUUGGUAUCAUGAGCAAUCAGGGUCAAGUUUGCUGCGCAACUAGUCGAAUACUAGUGGAGAAGAGCGUCUACUCUAAAUUUGUGGGGGAGUUCAUCAAGGUGGUCAACACAACUUCGACAGUAGGUGACCCAUUUGCAGACAGCACCUUCCAGGGCCCACAGGUAACGAAAGCACAAUUCGAUCGGAUCUUGUCUUAUAUCGACGCCGGAAAAAGGGAGGGCGCUACUCUAGUCCUGGGUGGUAAAGCUAUCAAGGAUGCCAACGGCCAAGGUUUAUACAUUGCACCCACAGUGUUCACCGACGUUUCUCCUGAGAUGAGCAUCUACCAAGAAGAAAUAUUUGGGCCAUUUGUGGUCAUCAUCCCUUUCUCCACAGAGGAAGAAGCUAUUGAGUUGGCCAACAAUACCAUUUUUGGACUUGGAGCGUCCGUUUUCACAACCAAUCUGCAGCGAGGGCACUCAGUUGCACGGGAGAUUGAAUCUGGCAGUAAGUCAACACAACUUGGGGUACUUGAGACCGAUGAAACUAAAAGUAACAUUUUAGCGGUGUGGCUAAACAGCAGUACCGAUGCUGAUUAUCGGAUCCCCUUCGGUGGGAAGAAGCAAUCUGGGCUGGGCAGGGAGUGGGGAGAGCAGGGCAUCAUCGAGUUCACCAGUCUCAAGGCAAUCCACGUAAACCUUGGUUCGAAGCUGUGA